GCAAGUGGACGUAGAUGGCGAGGACGCCACCCAGUCUGUCGACAACAGUAGGUGAGAGCACAACAUGGAGGACAUGGCUUGACCGGUAGUGAGGAUCUGGUCCAGCGUCUGAACGUCUGGUACAAAAGUACAGCGGAUCAAAGGUGCUACUCCAUUUGAUGAGACUCUGUGAGGUCAUCAUGGCGUGCUGUCUCCCUGCUCAGGAGGGCGCGGAGGUUCCUUACAUCAUAGACGUGGAGAAGGUCAUCACGGAUUACGUCUGGGAAUGCUUCAAACUCACUCGCCCACCUUGGCAGCAGGUCUGCAUCCGGAGGAAGGACUUCAUCAUUGAGGUUCCGAUGAACUAUUUUCACUUCGACAUCCUGAGGGAGGAGCUGAGCCCCAGACCAAAGUCCGAAGCAGCCUGCGUCCACCCACAGCAGCCUGUAUGACAUCCUGGAACGUACCCCUCGAACAAAGGAGUGAUAAAGGCUCAGAUGUACACCAAUGCCAAGGGUAUUAUCAUUUCCACGACUUUACCAACAACACGGACAAGGAUCAGACAUACAAGUUCCGGUUCGAGAAAUCGCGAAAAGCCUCUCUGACGGUCACCUUCCAGAGAGGGUACACCAUCGGGGCAAAGCCAAUUUUAGCAUCGGUCUUCCUAAAGAAUUACCGGCCUCCGCAAGUUCUGGAGGAGAGUUCGACAUGCGUAUAUCUGUAUCCAAGACUUCAGGGGAGACGAUCGAAGAAACUCUGACAUGGGAGGCGACCAGUGAGAUUCACGUGGCCAAGAAGUCAAGCUGCUCAGCGAGGGUGCUCCUGACCGAAGUCCCUGUGUCGUACAGCUUCAAGCUGUGGACCAAAAUGUCGAUGCCCAUGGGCUCAGCCCCGGCCACGAUUCGCCGCCGGAACAGUAGCGGGUUUCGCUACACUCAUCUAAUCGAAAACUUGCAGCCAGUGUUUGAAAAGUACCACAGACAUGUCGACUUUGUGGAGGAGCUGACAGCCCGCAGUGUUCGAAGCUUUUCCGUCAUUCUCAAAACGUCCGGCAUCAUCGAAGGAGUGCGGUUGUCGGACCAGAAGAUCCUUCUGGACAGCAAAGACCUGGUCCAGCGACCGUCAUUCAUCGCCGAUGGUCCUCUUUUGUCGAGAAGUUUCGACACGGACAGAAUGUAUUCUCUUCCAGACAGCUUCAGCAGCAGCGAUGGAAAUCACGGGGAGGGAAUUUCCGGCGGGCCGUCAGUGAAGAUGAUCAGGGCGGGAACCGAGCGGUUGUGCCUGUCCCCGGCCUCUGGUCAUCAGUCGCCCAACUUCCCUAUCGUCGAAGAGGUGUCGGAGGUGGAGGAGGGAAUGAGGCCAGCCCCACUUCCUCAUGUUCAUCCUCAUCUUCUGCACCGAUCAGAUGCCGCUGGAGGGCGCUUGCCUCGCAUCACCUACCACGACUCCAGGCUCCCAGACUUCUUCCCCUUUGUCGGAUACAGGCUCGCCGGACAUGUCGGAAACGAGCAGAAAAUCAGGGACGAUAACUACCGUUUAGCUGUACAUAGGGAAAUGUACGAUUUAAUUCACGUCCUUUGUACUGCUAGCUUCUGCUAAUGGUUCAUCAUACUAGUCCUGCCUCAUCUUUAACAUUUAACAUCAGAAACACAGAAACAAUGUCAUGCUUGUAUUUUGCAGCAUCGUGUAGCUAGAUGCACAGGAAGUAUUGCCCUACCAGUGAGAAGAUGAGUACAAUGUUGUGAUAACAAUGACAAUUUUUUUGGUGUUCAAAUUAAUUUUCCAAGAAAUUGUGUUUGAACGUGUGGUCGCACAGAUGUCUGCUUGAGGUGUGUCAUGCUACCUGUCUGUUUGCUCAGCUCGCUCUGUCCAUUCCAGCUUUCUCUUCGUCCGGACAAUAUUCAUUGUGUAUGAGUCUGUCUGACAGGGUUGUCUGUCUCUGUGGUAUGUUCCUACUGCCUCUUGUCUCUUGUAAAGUAUUGAGCUCGCCUUCUUGUAAAUAAUAAUAAUGCUGUGGGGCUAAUGAGCAGGAAAAGCUGACUUACCGGUGUAUAGAACAGUUUGUCAUUUCUUGGAUGAUGAUGAUGAUGAUGAUUAUUAUUAUUAUUAUUAUUAUUAUUAUUAUUAUUAGACUAUUGAAAAGGAAAAGCUGACCUCCCGGUGUAUCGAACUUUUUGUCAUUUCUUGAAAUGUUUAUUACGGCCUAUGUUUCUCGAUGUAUAAAAAAAUGUUCGAUAAAAGAAAACUACUCAUCGAAUUUCAGUUUUGUUUGUUUUUUAAUUUUUUUUUGUUGUUGUUUUGUUUUGCUGUAUGAAGCAUACUGACCCAUAAAACCAUUUCCAUAUUCACGUUAUAACAUUAAAAAAAUAAUGAUUGAAAUAUUUCCAGGGUUACCACAAGAUCAAAGCUGGAUAAUUUUCUUGCAAUUCUGGAUGUGGUUGUUCUAGGAUUUUUUUCUUUUUAUGAAAGUCAUUGAUUGUUUACAAGUUGAUUCUGUACAAUGUAUACAUUUAGGAAAUAUUGAAUCUUUACUCAGUGUAUAUGAACUUUCAAAAGAAGUUUGAAAUUAUUAACAGGUUUCACUAAGCUUGUUCUUGAGCUAAAAGUGAUUUCAGUGAAAAGUUUUGACCAAGAAUACUGCACUUGAUGGAUGUCAGUCAGUCAGUCAGUCAGUCAGUCAGUCAGUCAGUCAGUCAGUCAGUUGGUCAAUCAAAGUUAAUUACCAUAAGUAAUGUGCAUCUGUUGAUGUUGUGAUAUCUUAUCUCAAUGAAACAGACGACAUAAACCUACAGAUACGUUUCUAUUUUAUUUUGGAAUAAUUGUCUUAGAACUGUUCAAACACUGACAAUGAUCAAAAUAGCUCGAGCAUCUCAAAAUUCUCUUGUAUCAAGAAAAUUGUUUAUAAUGUACUUUGGCUUUCAUGUGGUCAACCUCCACCAACUGCCACCCACUGUAUACUUUGUGUUUCUAACCACCAGAUAGCCAAACGAAUACAAACACCAUUGUUGAGACUUGGGAAAUUGCUCCCUAACGGCCAACACUAGUUAUUUCAUGGCGGGGAGGACUCAGGAAAGGGACAUAACUGCUGUGUGAGGGAAAGGUAAGCAGGAUGUAAAUUAGAAGGCAGGGAAGGUUUUAUUUUUAGUCUGGCUAUUCUGUCUGAACACUGCUCUGCCUUGUUUUGCUUUGCAAAGUCUAAACACACUGAAGUGGGAGGCCAGCAAGAAAUCAACUGUUAUUGAUCGAGAACUUCCUGAAUUCUUCGCUUGCUUUUAUUCCUCCAGUGAUGAAAACGCUAAAUCUCGUGAGUGAAACUUUGUUGUCCUGAUGACUUGCUGGCGCCAUGAGUGAGCGUCGCUUACAGUCGAUGGCAGGACAUGGACCAAUAGAACCACAUGAACAGCUUCAGUGAUUUAGGAUGUUCACUGUGUACUUAAUUGAACUUAGAUAUUUUAGGUUCAUCCCAGAUUGAAUCCACGUCUGUAGGCUCGAAAACAUCACCUGUAGUACUUUUUAAUCAGUGUUGCAUUAUGUAAUACAUCUCUGUGGCUUAUGAUUAAGAAGCUCGAGACUACCUUUACUCACCCAACAGUAGUUACCAUUUGAUUUUUCAAUGAAAGUAAAAGCGAGUGAUAUUCACAUACCAAUCACACUGUCAACCACUUACAUUGUACAGCGCAUGCCUCUUCUAGACUGUUGAAAGGUUUCACCAUGUGAUUUAUUGUGUACAAAGUAUAUCGCAAUUACUUCCAUCUCUUCCAUUUACAACAUUGUUGACACAAGUGAUGCUGUUGCUGUUUUUGUUUGAUGACGACGACGACGACGACGAUGAUGAUGAGGAUGAUGAUGAGGAUGAGGAUGAGGAUGAUUCACUAAGACAGUAAAAAUAAAUUGGGGUUUAAUUACAAGUGAGUUUAAAAUAAUUAGAAAGAUAAUGAUAACAAUUAUGUUUGCUCUGCCCUUCAUCUUAAUUGAAAAACGUCUUUCGUGUACAUAUUUAUCAUACAUAAACAUAGAUUUGUCACUUUUAACAAUGUUCUUUCUUUGUGCAAAGGCUUGAACUCACAUUUUCAUGGGAUGCUUUGUUAAAUGCGUUCUUAGACGAUUGGGCGCCAAUUAUCACGUGACUUAAACGCUCCCACGUCUGCUUGGCAUUUUCUUGAAAUAAACUCGCAAGAAAAGUCUGUCGUGGUGUUUGU
Pomacea canaliculata is the source of this 4178-nucleotide messenger RNA. RefSeq lists its product as uncharacterized. Lineage: Eukaryota; Metazoa; Mollusca; Gastropoda; Architaenioglossa; Ampullariidae. The transcript is spliced from 2 exons. Bases 487 to 1578 code for a protein of 363 amino acids. The record is from RefSeq and is a predicted model, not a curated record.